Molecule: messenger RNA, 1911 nt
Organism: Plasmopara halstedii
Lineage: Eukaryota; Oomycota; Peronosporomycetes; Peronosporales; Peronosporaceae
Product: ribosephosphate pyrophosphokinase
Exons: 9
Coding region: 1-1911 (636 amino acids)
Biological process (GO): purine nucleotide biosynthetic process; 5-phosphoribose 1-diphosphate biosynthetic process
Cellular component (GO): ribose phosphate diphosphokinase complex; membrane; cytoplasm
Molecular function (GO): magnesium ion binding; ribose phosphate diphosphokinase activity
Source: RefSeq, a predicted model, not a curated record
AUGAAUCGUAUUCGAAUGCUGAGCAGCAUUUCGACCUCGCACUACGUAAUGAAACUGGUGGCGGCUGGAUCCUUAGGCAUGCUUGGCGGUGGUCUAACCUCGCGGACGGAGUUGUCGUCAGCUUUGGCUGAGGCUGGCACAGAAGCGACUAAAACUGAGUGGUACCCGAAUACUACGACAAAACAUUGGCACUUUUACAAGGGAAAGAUGAACCCAAACGCUGCUGAAUCAGUAAAGCUUUUCAAGGUGGCCGAGACGCCCAUUGCUGACGAAAUCGCUAGAUAUUUGGGCGUUGAGCUUAAUGACAUGGAAGUGAAGAAAUUCAACGAUGGGGAAACCAGUGUGAUUGUUAAUGAGAAUGUGCGCGGAAACCGCGUCUAUAUUGUUAGCUCUACUACCACGGUGGAUCGAUUGAUGGAGCUACUGCUAGCAAUUUCAGCCAUGCGUCGUGCUUCAGCCAAAAGUAUCACUGCUGUGAUUCCAUUCUAUGGCUACGCUCGCAUGGAUUUGAUGCAUAAAGGCCGUGAACCGAUCGCUGCUGCGGAUAUUGCGCGCAUGCUUGAAACCAUGGGCGUGGACCACGUCGUCUCGGUGGACCUUCACAGCGCUCAAAUCGAGGGAUUCUUUAAGCCCCAAAUCCCGGUCGAUAAUCUUCAAGCUUUUCCUGUUGGUGCCGUUUACUUUUCGGAGCAGAGUCUGGGUGACCCAAUCGUCGUGGCGCCACACUCAGCUGCAGUGAAUCGUGCAGCCAUGUUCCGAGACACCCUGUCGCGGACGGUUGACGAGUUUGUACCGCUGGCAUUUGUGAUUCGCAAACACCAACUCGACGAAGAUCAGCCUGGAGAGCUCGUUGGCGAUGUGAAUGGCAAGGAUUGCAUCAUCGUAGACAACCUCGUAGAUACUGGCUCGACGCUGGUGAAGACUGCCAAGGUACUGAAGGCAAAUGGUGCCAAAACUGUCUCGGCCUUCGCUGUACACGCGCGUUACUCGGCUCAUGCGAUGGAAACACUGCAGAAUUGUUCUGAGUUAGACAAACUAGUGACAACAAACACAAUUCCUGUGCCCGUAAAAUCGAAAGGAGUUGCGCCCAAAAUCGUGACACUAUCAGUGGCACCUUUCAUCGCCGAGGUCAUUUCAUGCAUCCAUAUGAAAAGCUCCAUCAUCCAGGAGGAGGAACUAGAAUUCAUCAGUGUUGAGACGGACGCCUUGGCGACUAGCUCUUCCGAGCGUAUAUCAGAUGUAAAAAAAAACGUUAGCCCUGAAAAAAGCGAUAAAACGGCGUUAAUCGUCUCUAUACGGAAGACUGUCACGAGCGCCAAGCAUCCAUUGGCAGCCUUCUUCCACUUAUUUUUUAAGGGACUCGCAUUAUUGCUGUAUUUGUUUGGUAGUAUUUUCAUCAGCAACUUUGUCUUUAUCUUCGUGGUCUGCAUUCUUCUGUUGGCAUUUGACUUUUGGACAGUUAAGAAUGUAACGGGGCGGCUACUUGUGGGUCUACGCUGGUGGAACAAGAUUAACGACGAUGGAACAAGUGAGUGGGUGUUCGAGUCCCACGAAGACAUGACAGAUAUCGAUCCAUUAGACUCUCGCGUCUUUUGGACGGGACUGUACGGUGCCCCGGGGUUGUGGGUUAUGCUUCUCAUUAUUGCCGUGCUCAAGUUUAAUGUUGAAUGGGCACUGAUCGUGGUGGUUGCCGUGGCGCUGAGCGGUGCCAACAUUAUCGGUUAUACAAGAUGCAAAAAGGACGCCAAGCAAAAGAUGCAGUCGCUGAUGUCCCAAAGUGCCUUGGGGGCCUUCAGUUCUUCCGCUGGCUCGUCAAUUAUGUCAACUAUCGGUGGUCUGGCCCUCGGAGGAAGUCUUAACGCAAUUGGUGUUGCAGCAUCCAAGAAGCCAAGUGGUGAAAUUGUCGAUUAA